Molecule: messenger RNA, 4521 nt
Organism: Oncorhynchus keta (chum salmon)
Lineage: Eukaryota; Metazoa; Chordata; Actinopteri; Salmoniformes; Salmonidae
Product: insulin receptor substrate 1-like
Exons: 2
Coding region: 328-3303 (991 amino acids)
Biological process (GO): insulin receptor signaling pathway
Cellular component (GO): cytosol; plasma membrane
Molecular function (GO): phosphatidylinositol 3-kinase binding; insulin receptor binding
Source: RefSeq, a predicted model, not a curated record
CCGUACAGCCUGAUCAAUCAAUUUGGGAUCCUCGGGACGUCCAUAUCCUAAAUCCUAACACUAACCUUAACUCAAUAACCCGUACCUUAACCCCUACCUAAAUACCAUUUUAAAUGUCAACUUCAAUUUGGGGUACGGACUUCCCAAGGAUCGCCUAUAGCACGGACCCAAUCGAAACGCAGACAGAGUUGUUUUCGUUUUACCGAAGUGCAGCCUACUUUCAGGAGAAAAUAGGGGUUUCUUCGUUUUCACUGCAAUUGCACAGCAGGUGUUGUUUUUAUUCGCGAAGUACCUGCUGCUUACCCGAACAGGAAUGGCGCUUUGACGAUGGCGAAAACACCAGAGAGCAGCGGUAUGGAUUUAGGAUAUGUUUCCCAUAGCUGCAGUUCACGAGCUCUGAAAGUUACAACAUCAACAACAACAACAUCAUCAUCAUCACCACCACCAUCAUCUUCCCUCAGCAGCAGUGCUCACCUUCAGCUAGAGGCAGCAUCACCACCACCCCUCCAAGUUCUCCAGUUGAAGAGGCAUCAUAAGCAGUACUAUAGCCAUGGCCACGAUCUGUUACAUAAGAAGAACCCUCUAGAUAAUACAGUGAGAGAUUUGUCAUCAUCCUGUGUCUAUGAGGUACCUGACUCUGGUGGUGUUUCCCAGGACCCGACUGCCUCUGCAUCUGCCAUGGCCUUAGCCGUCACUACCACAGUUUGCUCUGGUGUUGAGGCUAGAGAUGUAUGGAAGUCUGGAUACCUGAGAAAGAUGAAGCACAGCCACAAGAGAUUUUUUGUCUUGAGAGGGCCAAGUGACACAGGCCCCAGCCGUUUGGAGUACUAUGAUAGUGAGAAGAAAUUUAGAAAUGGAAGGAAAUCCGUUUGUAAAUCUCCCAGUGCUGUGGGUUCUCCAAAGAAGGUGAUUUAUCUGUAUCAAUGUUUUACUGUUAGUAAAAGGGUAGAUUCUAAACACAAGCACCUGAUAGCCCUGUACACUAAGGAUGAGCACUUUGUCAUGAUAGCGGAGAAUGAGGAGGAGCAAGAGGAUUGGUACCUGGCUCUGAGUGAUCUGGUGAUCCAGGAGAAAAAGGAGUACCAGGACGCUGAGGAGUUGGAUGAUGGAUACUGGACCGUCUCUCCUGGAGCCAUCUUCAAGGAGGUGUGGCAGGUGAUUGUAAAGCCCAAAGGUUUAGGACAAACCAAGAACCUGAUAGGUGUGUGCCGGCUGUGUCUCUCUGCCAAGACCAUUCACCUGGUGAAGAUGUGUUCUGAGAUGACGUCUGUGAACCUGCCUCUGAUGAAUGUGCGUCGCUGUGGUCACUCCGAGAGCUUCUUCUUUAUGGAGGUGGGCCGCUCGUCCUCCACUGGGCCCGGGGAGAUCUGGAUGCAGGUAGAAUCAGGCGACCCUGUGGUGGCUCAGAACAUGCAUGAGACAAUCCUGGAGGCCAUGAGAGCCCUGAGGGCCAUCCCUGAUUUCAGGCCUCGAAGCAAGAGUCAGUCAUUCCCAUCAAACCCCUGUGCCGUAGUCACCACACGACGUCAACACCAUGGCAACCUCCCACCCAGCCUGACUGGGUUACAGCGCUCUAUAAGGGUGGAAACUGUUGUGAGCAAAGCGUCCCCACAGAAAGAUAAAGGAGAUGGAGGCCACAGCCCCAAUCAAACUUCUAGCUAUGAAGAGGGGACAAUGAACCAACUGAUCAGCCCAGGGACUGGCACCUUGGCUCUCCGUAAUGUCUGCAUCAGUAAAAGCCUUGAAGAGAGCCUCAGUCACUGUGCAUGCAUCUCCACCACCAUCAGUGUAUCCAGCAGCAGUGGCAAUGACUCUGAUACACACCCCUGGACCUCUGACACUUCAGUAUUUGGUUCUACCAGCGACAGAGGCUCUGAUACACACCCCUGGACCUCUGACACUUCAGUCUUUGGUUCUACCAGCGACAGAGGCUCUGAUACACACCCCUGGACCUCUGACACUUCAGUCUUUGGUUCUACCAGCGACAGAGGCUCUGAUACACACCCCUGGACCUCUGACACUUCUGUCUUUGGUUCUACCAGCGACAGAGGCUCUGAUACACACCCCUGGACCUCUGACACUUCAGUCUUUGGUUCUACCAGCGACAGAGGCUCUGAUACACACCCCUGGACCUCUGACACUUCAGUAUUUGGUUCUUCCAGCGACAGAGGCUCUGUCUGCGCUGAGGAUUUGUGCUCCAACCCAUGUGUCUUUCAGCUGUCCAGGAGUAACACCCCUGACUCACUGUUUAACACCACACUCAUUGACGAGAACAGCUUGACUGACUACGUGGCCAUGGAUUUGCAGGUAACGGCUGUGGCCGGGGCUAAUCAAGGAGAUAGCUGUGAUGUGGAAACGUCUAAGCCUGAACAUUCCAGACAAUACCACCAAACCACCUCAUGCACUCCAAAAUGCGAAAAAUACCUCUCAUCCAAGCCCCCCUUCCUCCAUAUCUAUAAUCAGAGUAAACUCCCAGUGGGGGAAAGUUAUAUGCCAAUGACUUGUGGACCAGGUCCUCAUUAUACAGAUGACAUCCCUUCAGAUUACAAUGUGACCCCCACUCUUCUUCAAACACCCAGUGCUACCAUGUUGCCCUCAGACCAGCUGGGGCCCCAGGGCUACAUGAUGAUGCUUCCACGUAGCUGUUCACCAGCAAAGGACAGCCUCAGUGAUGUUGAUCAUUUAGUGUAUGAUGAAUACAUGUACAUGUCUCUCGGGAGCCACAUGGAUGGUCAUAUACAUGGCUCACCGGGGGCUCUUAAGUCCUACAGCUCCGAUUCCUCUCUACCAAGCUCUAACCAGCCUCCUUCACAGAGGAACUGUGAACAUGAUGACUGUAUCUUCACGUGUCAUCCUGCAGCUCAUCACUGCUCUGCAGUUGAAUGGAACAGUAGAAACCCUCUCUGUAGCUCACCUCGUCACUCUGCUCAUCCAAGCAGUGAUGUGCUGCUGAACCUAUCAGAUGUGCCUGUGUUGAAUGUCACUGGUUUGUCCUUGGACCAGCAUGGGGUUGAAGAUAGUGACCUGCCCACUCAAACUGAGUCUAUCCAGAUUUCAACAGAUCGUCUCAACUACAUUGCUCUCUACCUGAGGGAUGAUCAGUGUGCCACCUGUGAUGUCCCUUUGCCUACCGAUGAGGUCACUUCUCCACUUCCUGCACGUACCAGUCCCAGAGGGAGUGGGUCUGGACCCGGACUCUACACUGGCAUAGACCUCCCCACAUCAGCAGGACAGACUGCUGCCACCAGACGUUGGCUGUGUUCUUGUCUCCCCUUGUGUAUCAAUACUGAUGACAGUGAGUAAGAGGACAGUUUAAAAAGUGUCAGUGCUGCUUUUGAAUCGAUACAUUAUUGAAUGAACCAGAUUGUGAAUACUCUGCCUUGUUGUUUAUACGAUGAUAAUGAUCAAAUAAACAAGUUAUUUGUACUCAGUAGAAUUGUUCAUAUAAAAAAAUGUCUGUCAUGUUUCUUUACUUUUGGUGGUUGUUGCUAGUCUGGGUACCAGUUCCACACCUUGUACUCCCUUGCAUAUGGCACAGAGUACAACAAGUGGGAUGUUAUCUUAAAUGACUGGUACCCAGACUAGGUUGUUUUUUUUUACACUUGGAGAACAUGUUCUCAUAGCCCCUUGCAAAGAAGUUUGUUUUUGGCAAUUCCAGGGAAAUGGAAUUAUGCCGAGACUCAGAUCUUUCACUUUUAAAUGUAUUCCAAACCAAAUCAAUUGAUUUCAAAGUUGAACAAACCAUAUAACUCAAUGCACAAUGACUACUUUUAACAAUUUACGCAGAAAGUUAUACAAAUGUACUUGAAGAACAAACAGUUAAGUGUUAAGGUCAGUAACAGAAUGACAGCACCAAUGGCACAAACUGUCAUUCUCUUAGAAAAUGUUUUAUCUGCACUGUUCAAGUAAAUGUUGUCAUUUGUUAAAAGUAUUUCUUGUUCAUAAUUGUAUGGUUUGUUCAAGAUUGAAAUCAGAUUUUUUUGGUGAAGUAAAGUUAAAGUUGUGAGUCUUCAGGCAAUGUAUUGGUUGUCAACUGGAAGAAUGUACUUUUUGUUGUGUAGGCCUGAAUUAUUUGUAUUUUUCAUGAAUCAAGAGAGGAUGUUUGCAUUUUCUUUUCACAUUUUUCACAGGGCAUUUACUGGAUCGUUUUCUCUGUACCUGGACGGAAGUCAGCACGUUUGGGUUAUGAACAUUAAAAAAUUGUGCCGCAUUUUGUAUUUAAUUACCAUGCCCUGGGCCCAUAUUCACAAAACAUUUAUUACGCAAAAACUUAAGCCUCUUAAGAAAAAACAAAAUGUUAUAACUGCAAUUCCAGAACAAUAGUUAAAGCUUUUUUCCAAUAACCUUUUUGAGGAAUAGCAACUUUUCUUAACUUUCUUAAAUCUAUAGUUAAGGAAAAAAUGGCAGUUUAGAAAUGUCUUAAAAGAUUUUUUGAAUCUGGGCCCUGGUGAUUGCACCCUUUAAUGCUUUUAUACCAUUAAUGGAUGUAAUUAUACCAUUAAAAUAAAGUGAAUGCUGUUA